GGUCCCUCACCGUCGCCGAAGGAUCGCUCCAAGGUCUCCAUCAACUUUCUCUCAAGCGAGCACACGCAUCCAGACUCCUCGAACCGCGCUAGAAGCCCUCCGUCUCCUUUGUCCACCAGGGCACGCGGGGUCAACCGGCCCCUUGUGUUCCCACAAAAUUUUGAUGAUGUGCGGCUCGAAAUCGAGGCCGCGAGCAGCUCCUCCAGGACAUAUCGUCUGGAGAUUGUGCAGCAUCCAGACCGGACCGCGGAGUCCGGGGCGUCGACACUCACGCGGCUGCCGUUGGCACCGCCUCUGAUUGUUCAACUGCACAUGCGCACGGCUGACGGACGGGAUGUGACUGACGAAGCCGAGUUCCCGUUCUUGGUGGCGCAGCUCUCCCUACUCAACGGUGAGGGAGGAGCGCCCAUGGACUACGCAGCCGGGGACGUCGAUGGACGCGAGCGGCUCCUCUACGGCAGCCUGGUCUCGUCCCCGCAGAUACUCAACAACCUGCGCGGCCACCGGGGCAUGUACUUCCUCUUUCCGGACGUCGCCGUGCGUCGCCUGGGCCGCUUCCAGCUCAAGGUUGUCCUCAUCCGCAUGCCUCAACUCGACGAACCGACCAUGCUCGCUCAGCGGCGGAGCCCGACAAUCGUCGCCGCUGCCCAGUCACUGCCGUUUGAGGUUCAGCCCCGCGGCGGGUAUGUCGCUCCCGCUCAGACGCCGUUGACGCAGUACUUCCUCCAGCAGGGGGCCCGAAUGUACGCU
Molecule: messenger RNA, 750 nt
Organism: Epithele typhae
Lineage: Eukaryota; Fungi; Basidiomycota; Agaricomycetes; Polyporales; Epitheliaceae
Product: velvet factor-domain-containing protein
Exons: 5
Source: RefSeq, a predicted model, not a curated record